ACAAGUCCUCUUCCAAGGAUGUCACGACACCAGAUCCUCACAUUGAUAUCAAUGGCAUCUGUCAACUUCAGUUCAAUGAUCUGCUAUUCAAUAUUAGGGCCGUUUUUCCCAAAUGAGGCAUUAAAAAAAGGAGCCAGCCAGACUGUUGUCGGUCUCAUUUUUGGCUGCUAUGCAAUUUGCCACUUAAUUGGUUCAUUGAUUAUGGGGAAAUAUAUUGUCCAGAUUGGCACAAAAUUCAUGCUUAUUGCAGGCUUAUUUGUGUCAUCGGGCUGCACUAUUCUUUUCGGAUUACUCGACAGAGCGCCUGCAGGAAGGGUUUUUGUUACUCUCUGCUUUGUAAUCAGGUCGGUCGACGCUGUUGGUUUUGCUGGGGCGAUGACUUCCUCUUUUGCAGUGUCUGCAAAAGUAUUUCCAAACAAUAUAGCGACUGUUAUGGGCAGUUUGGAGAUUUUUGCGGGUCUGGGUCUUAUUCUGGGGCCACCGAUCGGAGGCUGGUUGUACCAGUCCUUUGGAUAUGAGAUCCCAUUUAUGGUUCUUGGAUGCUUACUUUUGAUUAUGGUCCCUUUCAACAUAUUUAUUUUACCCAGCUUUGAUGCCGAGCCCUCCAAGGACUCAUUCCUCCGACUGCUCAGGCAAGUGAAAAUCAUCCUUAUCUGCUUCGUCAUCUUCACCCUGAGUGCGGGACUUGGCUUUCUGGAUGCCACAUUGUCCAUAUUUGCUGUUGAAAAGUUUAAUCUGUCCUCUGGCUUUGUGGGACUCAUCCUUCUUGGUUUGUCAUUGCCUUACUGUCUGGCAUCACCGCUUCUUGGAUUUAUCACAGAUAAAUUUCCUGCUGCCAGGAGAUGGUUCAUAGUGCUCGGAGGCAUCGCCGCAGCGAUGGGAUUUUUUUUCAUUGGCCCUAUACCUAUUCUUCACAUCCAGAGUCAGCUGUGGAUGAUGGUCUUAAUGCUCAGCGUGAUCGGGUUUUCUCUAGGCAUGACUGCAAUCCCCACCUUUCCAGAGAUCCUCACCUGUGCAUAUGAACAAGGAUUCAGUGAGGGACUGAGUACUCUUGGAAUGGUGUCUGGAUUGUUUGGAGCAGUUUGGUCCCUCGGGAUGUUCUAUGGCCCGACUGUGGGCGGGCUCAUCACACAACAUCUGAGCUUUGAGUGGGCAGCUACAAUCCAAGGAGGCUUGGGGGGCUUUGCUGCUUUCCUUCUUGGUUUGCAUUAUCGCUGCCAAGGACCUCAACGGCCAAGAAUUGUUCAGGAAAAUGGGAUGCGACAUUCAGAUGAAACAACUCCUCUACUGGAAUAA
Molecule: messenger RNA, 1296 nt
Organism: Lampris incognitus (smalleye Pacific opah)
Lineage: Eukaryota; Metazoa; Chordata; Actinopteri; Lampriformes; Lampridae
Gene: slc18b1
Product: solute carrier family 18 member B1
Exons: 13
Coding region: 19-1296 (425 amino acids)
Biological process (GO): transmembrane transport
Molecular function (GO): transmembrane transporter activity
Source: RefSeq, a predicted model, not a curated record